Dentiscutata erythropus is the source of this 218-nucleotide messenger RNA. Lineage: Eukaryota; Fungi; Glomeromycota; Glomeromycetes; Diversisporales; Gigasporaceae. The record is from the annotation of a GenBank genome assembly.
AUGUCAAUACCACCCUGUUUUGAGAGUUCUGAUGAGCAUGUGCAUUCUUUGAUGGAAAUAGAACUUCUUCAAAUAGAUACUACACCUCUUUUAGUAGAAGACAUUGUAUCUCAAAUUAGGUUUGAUGAAAGUAAUAUUGAAGACCAUGGUGACAUAUCAUUUGGUACUUUUUAUAAUUUGGAUACAGUGCCUGAUCUUGAAGACUACCAGGGGGCUUC